AUGAAGGAUAAUUACAAUAAAAUGGAAAAUCCAAAACAUGAGUAACGUAUUCUUUAAAUAGGUAGCGAAGCAAAGCCUAUAAGAAUAACUAUAGAUUAUACUACGAUAGAUUAAGUAAACUUGGGAAUAACACAAUAAUAAAAAGACUAUUUAAUAAGUAUUAUGGAUUUAUCCAAGCUUUUUUUCUAGAAACUUUUGAAAGUAUACCCAUUUAUAGGAAAUAACAUAUUCCCUAAAACUUAGCAAAAAUUAUGUUAAGAUGUAGAAAUUCCUUAAUAAGAUAAAACAGUAGGAAUUGCAGAUUCCGAUUUACACUUGUAUGUCAUUUAUGUUAAUUAAAAAAACGGAUGGCAUGCAGAUGCAAAUUUUUGUGCUUAUGCUAACAAAGGAAUACCAAGACCUACUUUUGGAAGAAUUUGUUUUAACUUAAAUUAUAUAAAAUUUGAGGAUAAUCCAAAAACUUUUAAUAAUAAUUUGGACAUAACUAUACACGAAAUUUUACAUAUAAUUGGAUUUUCAGGAAACGCUAUUAAAUAUUGGAUAGAUCCUAAAACUAAUAAACCUUAUAACAAAAGAUAAUUGAAAAAAAUUUAAAUAACAAAAACAUACAGAAAUAUAAAAACGACUCUUUUAGCAACCAGAAAUGUUGUAAAAGUAACUAGAAAAUAUUUUAAUUGCCCAUCAGCAGAAGGAAUGUAGAUUGAAAAUUAAGGUGCCUCAGGUUCAAUAGGAUCUCAUUGGGAAAGAACUAUUAUAUCUAAUGAAAUGAUGACUGGAUCUGUAAUAACUGUUAAUCGGGUUUUUUCUAUAUUUACAAUUGCUGCUUUAAAAGAUACUGGUUUUUAUCCUGAAGUAAAUGAGAAUAUGUCUGAUGAUAUAUUCUGGGGAAAAGGCAAAGGUUGCGAUUUUUUAGAAAAAGCUUGUCAAAGUUAAACCGAAUAUCCUGAAUUUGCUAAAAUAACUAAUAAUCUUUAAUGCUCAUUUGAACACGAAGGAUAUGGUUAUGCUAAAUCUGAUUUAUAUCUUGACGGAUGUGCAAUAAUAUAACCUUCUUCAAAUUAAUUAUGUACAAAUCCUAAUAGUAUAAUUGAUAAAGAUUUAAAAAGUCAGGAAUCGGAUAAAUUAUCUAAUUAUUCAACUUAUAGUAAAUGCUUCUAAUCUUCAGCUUCAAAAUUAUCAUCUAUAAUUAAUAACGAUAGUAACUUAAGAUGCCAUUAAUUUAAAUGCUCCUCUGAUGCUUCUUAAAUAACUAUUAUGUUCCCUGAGAUUUAACAUGAAGUUUUAUGUCGAAUAGAAGAAUAAGGACAAAAAAAGGAUAUUGAUGAAAGUGGCAUUAAAGCUAAAGGUUAAAUCACAUGUCCUUAAGAUUUUAAAAGAUUCUGUAAUUAUACCCCUAUAUGUCCGAAUUUCUGUUCAUAAAAAGGAUUCUGUGUAAAAGGUUAAUGUUUCUGUCAAGCCGGAUAUGGAGGAACUGAUUGCUCUAUAAAAUGCUCCGGUGCAGUCCAUAAUCAAACUUGUAUUGAAAACUCAUAAUGUCCUUCAGGUUUAUUCUUGAACCCAGAUAAUACUUGCAAAUCAGAUUGUCCUUAAGGUUUUUUCGGAAGGGCAGGAUAAUGUUAGCCAUGUAAUAGUAAUUGUUCUAGAUGUACAGGUCCAUCAGCUAAUUAGUGUACUUAGUGUUAGUUUUUGACAUUAUUGUAAUAAAAUUAUUGUUUGUAUAAAUGUAAUGAGAAAUAUGGAUUUUCACUAAAUUAAGCUUCUGGUAAAUGCGAGUCUGAGAUAUCUAGAAUUUGUUAAGGAAAUUGCUAAUAUUGUCAUAAAAAAAAUUCUCCUUUGUGUUAUACUUGCAAAACAGGUUUUUUCUUUUAUUAAGGUGAUAAGUCGUGUUUAAGUAAAUGUCCAUUAGGAUUUAUCGAGUAAUAAAAGACUUAAGAAUGCUAAGAACUCUCUGUUGGUUGUCUUUAAUAAAUUGAUUUUAAUACAUGUAUUUUAUGUGAUUCUGCUAAAGGAUAUAUAUUAGAUACAGAAAAGAAAUGUACUUUGUGUAAAUAAAAUUGCAUAUCAUGUAAUCCUAAUGAUGCAACAGAGUGUUUAGUUUGCGAGGGAAUUAAAUUAAAGAAUUAUGAUGGUAGUUGUGUAGAUGCUUGUUUUAAUAAUACUUUUUAUUCUGAUAAUAGUGAAAAAUGCGAAAAAUGUACUGAAAAUUGUUUAUAUUGCAAUUAAAGAGAGUGUAAUUAAUGCUAAGAAGGUUAUUAUGUUGACUUUUAAACUAAAGCUUGUACUUAAUGUUCUUCUAAGUUUACUAAUUGCUUGGCUUGUAAUGAUUCCUAAUGUUAAAAAUGUAAUCAUGGAUACUAAUUGGAUUCAACUUAAAAGAAUUGUGAAUUAACCACUUUAGGACAAUGUCCUUAUGGAUGUGAAUCCUGUUCUUAAUAAGGAGUAUGUUAUAAAUGUAAAGAUGGAUAUUAUAUAAGUAAUGCAAGUUAAUAAUGUGUUAGUUGCACUAAUAUAUUCAGUUAAUGUGAAAAAUGUACUGAAAGUAUUUGCAUUUAAUGUAAUAAUGAAUAUUAAUUUGAUUUUAGAAAAAAGCAAUGCUAAUAUAUAUCUGCUACUAUUGAAAAUACAAAAAUAUUAUGUCCAAUAGGAUGUAAUUAAUGUAAUAAUGCUAGGGAAUGCUAAAAAUGUAAUUAUGGUUAUUUUUUAAAAAAAAGUAAUAAAUAAUGUUUAUAUUGUUAUACAAAAUAUAUUAAUUGUUUAAAUUGUACGAAAAAGCUAUGUACUACUUGUUUUUCUGGAUAUUAUUAUGAUUCCUAAUAAAAAGAAUGCGUAAAAUCUACUAGAUUAUUGCUCUAGGUUAAAAACGAGGAUUAAAAAUAAAAAAGUUAUUAACGAUUAUUUGAUUUUAUUAUUGGAUAUAUUAUAUUUGGAUUAUUAUUGUAUUGA
Ichthyophthirius multifiliis is the source of this 2943-nucleotide messenger RNA. RefSeq names its product leishmanolysin family protein, putative. The record is from RefSeq and is a predicted model, not a curated record. The transcript is spliced from 2 exons. NCBI's taxonomy places the organism in Eukaryota, Ciliophora, Oligohymenophorea, Hymenostomatida. Gene Ontology annotation, biological process: proteolysis; cell adhesion. Gene Ontology annotation, cellular component: cytoplasm; membrane. Gene Ontology annotation, molecular function: metalloendopeptidase activity.